AUGAGCCGCACAGAGAGUGCAGCCGCCGUAGCGCGUGGCGAGGAUGUUCGCGAAGACACGCAGAACGUGGAAACGAGUGUCUUCACGGAAGACGACCAGCAAAUUUUGGACUUGGACUCGGAGGUGAUCACCGAUGUACAUCUGGACGGCAUGGCCCUGAUGAAGAUGAUCAAGCACUGUAAGGACAACCAUGCGGUCAAUGGCAGCAAUGCUUGGGGCGCUCUGCUCGGUAUGGAUAUGGGUGGUACUCUUGAGGUGUCGAAUGUAUUUGGUCUGCCCGGUAUGCGCGCAGAGCGUGGCGAUGAGGACGAGCGCACCACCAAGUCGUCGAUGCAGUACAUGGCUGAGAUGCUGCGUCUACUGCAUCAGGUGAAUGCGGAUGUGAGCCCGGUCGGUCUGUACCAGGGCAGUUUUCUCGGUCCGUUUUUGAAUACGGCUAUCGUCGAUGGCCUCAACACACUUUCGCUGCUCAUGGAGCGUGAGGGACAGCGAGGCCGAGGCAAGGCUGUGAUGCUCGUGCACGACUAUGCACAGCUGGCCCAAGGAAACUUGGUCCUAAAGGCAUACCGUCUUUCUCCGUCGUUCAUCGAUGCAUACCGCAAAGGCAAGUUUUCCGCUCAGCAUCUGAUCGAGCACCGCCUGACAUUUUCGAAUGUGCUGAUCGAAAUCCCUGUUCAUGUCCGGAACACGGCACUUAUGGAUGCGAUGCUUUCGACUCUCACGACUGAGAAUGUGCCAGAGUCGCGCAUCGCGCCGCGCACAUCCAAGGAGCUGCUGACGCACCCUAUCGAUAUGCAAGUGGCGCCAGACAAUAUGGACCUGAACUUGGCCCUGGAGCCCGUGCUUGUCUCGACGCUCGAGUCGACGCUGGAUGCCGCGGAGGCCUACGCGAGCGAGUCUGGUAAUGUAGGCUACCAAGCGCGCCAGAUCGCACGCGAAAAGGCUCGUGCUGAUGCGUUCUUGACGCGCCGCAAGGCGGAGAAUGCGACGCGCGAAUCCGCCGGACUCGCGCCGUUGCCGCUGGACGAGGUGAACAAGCUGUUCAAGAUUCCCGCAGAGCCGAACCGGCUCGAAAGCCUGCUUCUACUCAACCAGCUCGACAGUGCCGCCCAGCGCCUCACGGAAACAGCGACUAUCGGCACGGUCCAGCUUAACGCUGCUCGGACGGGCACGGCAUAA
Messenger RNA from Malassezia restricta, 1179 nucleotides. RefSeq names its product translation initiation factor 3 subunit H. The transcript has a single exon. The coding region runs from base 1 to 1179 and encodes 392 amino acids. Gene Ontology annotation, cellular component: eukaryotic 43S preinitiation complex; eukaryotic translation initiation factor 3 complex; cytoplasm. The record is from RefSeq and is a predicted model, not a curated record. NCBI's taxonomy places the organism in Eukaryota, Fungi, Basidiomycota, Malasseziomycetes, Malasseziales, Malasseziaceae. Gene Ontology annotation, molecular function: metallopeptidase activity; protein binding; translation initiation factor activity.